Messenger RNA from Rhipicephalus sanguineus (brown dog tick), 770 nucleotides. RefSeq names its product putative peptidyl-prolyl cis-trans isomerase dodo. Lineage: Eukaryota; Metazoa; Arthropoda; Arachnida; Ixodida; Ixodidae. The record is from RefSeq and is a predicted model, not a curated record. Gene Ontology annotation, molecular function: protein binding; peptidyl-prolyl cis-trans isomerase activity. Gene Ontology annotation, cellular component: nucleus; cytosol.
AUUUGGGCGCGCCGUGGGAUGGAGUGUCAACACCUAAAGUAUUUUUCUUACGUGGUCUGUGGUUUUGUACACCGACAGGAUGGCGGGCGAUUUACCGAAAGGUUGGGAGAAACGGAUCAGCCGCUCUACAGGUGAGCCGUACUACUUGAAUACCCUCACCAAGGAGAGCCAGUGGGAGCGACCCAAGGAGCCAGCAUGCAUGGCAACAUCAACAAAAGACCAGGUGUGGUGUUCACACCUUCUGGUCAAGCACUGCGACUCACGGCGGCCAUCUUCAUGGCGCGAGGAGAACAUCACCCGGACAAAAGAGGAGGCGCUUUCCCUCAUAAAGGGAUAUCGGGAACAGAUAGUGUCGGGCAAGGCGACCUUUGAAGAGCUGGCCAGCCAGUUUAGCGACUGCAGCUCAGCCAAGCGGAAAGGUGACCUGGGAACAUUUGGCGGGGUGCAAUGCAGAAGCCCUUUGAGGAUGCUGCCUUCGCACUCAGCGUUGGGGAGCUCUCGGAGCCGGUGUUCACAGAAUCAGGCGUCCACCUCAUCUUGCGCACUGCCUAGAGCGGACCGUCCCCCGCGGUGCCCGCAGCCACCGACCACAUGGGAGGAAUGGGAGACCCUGCUGCGCUCGACGGACCCGGCCAAGCAGAAGAUCGCCACUGACCGGGCCGCCCACGUCAUGGAACUUCAUGAACGCAUAGGGCAGUGGGGUCGUGCGGGGACCCUGGGACGUACGUGCCCAAAUCCCUUGGUCAAAUAAAGUUUUACCUCCUCCUCCU